CUUAACAAGUAUUCGAGUUGCUCGUUUCGAAAAGGAUCGUACUCGUGUCCGUUUUUAUCCCUUCUACCUUUUCUCCUGUAACUCCCAAUCGAUUUGAAGAAUCAAUUCCCCGGGAAGGAUUUCAUUUCUUGCUUUUCUGAGAAAAUAGAAGGGAAAAGAGAGAGAUGGGUCUGCUCUCCAACAGAGUGGAUAAGGGGAGCCUGAAGCCUGGGGAUCACAUCUACUCUUGGAGGACUGCCUAUAUCUAUGCUCAUCAUGGCAUCUAUGUAGGGGAUGACACAGUCGUUCAUUUCACCAGGCGUGGGCAAGAAGUAGGAACAGGGACAAUGCUGGAUGCUCUCUUGGUUAGCUCAGGGCCAGCCCGACCUCAACAGCCCUGCCAAGUUUGCACUCCACGGGAAGAGGGAAGUGGGGUUCUCUCCUCGUGCCUGAACUGCUUUCUUGCAGGGGGUGUCUUGUAUCGUUUUGAAUAUGCUGUCAGUGCUGCUCUCUUUAUUGCAAAGGCACGUGGUGGAACCUGCACUCUUGCAGUCUCAGAUCCAGAUGAUGUCGUCGUCCAUCGAGCAAAAUACUUGCUCAACAAUGGCUUUGGUUGUUAUAAUGUAUUUAAGAAAAAUUGUGAAGACUUUGCUAUUUACUGCAAAACGGGGCUUCUUGUUCUGGAUAAAGGAACAAUUGGUCAAAGCGGACAAGCGGUAUCUAUAAUAGGGGGACCUCUGGCAGCCGUUUUAUCCACACCAUUGCGUCUUGUUACCACCAAUGUUUAUGGGAUGGCAGCAACAGCCGUUACAAUGUACUGCGCUAGUAGGUACGCUGCGGACAUUGGCAUGAGGAGGGAUGUAGUGAAGGUGUCUGUGGAGGAUAUGACAAGCAGAUUGGCAACUGGCUUGCUCCGGGUGGCGGAGGCCCAAAUUGUAUUGGCCCCUAUAAUAGGUUCUUCCGACCUUGUCACUCAAUAGUUCUUUGGCAAAGGUUUUUAUUGAAUUAAGUACUUAUGCAUCUGCUAUUUAAGGUGGUCCAUGGUCUAUUCCCUAAUGUGAUUGAACUUUGUUGUUAUGUGUGGUUGUGUCUGAAAUCUAGUACUAUCAUAAAAGAGAACAUCUGUUAUUUUCUUUAAGAGCAUUCAUGUUCACCAUGAUAUAUGGAUUUGAAGGACAAACAUUAAUUCCUUUUAUUUUG
Messenger RNA from Prunus mume (Japanese apricot), 1179 nucleotides. RefSeq names its product protein LEAD-SENSITIVE 1. Lineage: Eukaryota; Viridiplantae; Streptophyta; Magnoliopsida; Rosales; Rosaceae. The record is from RefSeq and is a predicted model, not a curated record.